Molecule: messenger RNA, 1522 nt
Organism: Manihot esculenta (cassava)
Lineage: Eukaryota; Viridiplantae; Streptophyta; Magnoliopsida; Malpighiales; Euphorbiaceae
Exons: 2
Coding region: 113-1249 (378 amino acids)
Source: RefSeq, a predicted model, not a curated record
AUUUUCUGUUAACCCUCGUAGCCAAAACUCUAUCCUCAGCGACCCCACCUCUCUCUCUCUCUCCUUUAUGUCUAAAACCUCUGCACAGAAAAAGUGAGGGCUGAGAGAAGCCAUGGAGAGGCUUUUAUGCUCUUCUUCACCCGCUCUCAGAUUCCACCUUAAACCCACUCCAUUUCUUCCUUCACUGCCACGAUUUCACUCGCCUAAACUUGGGUUACCCUCUCUAUCACGCCCCGACUUCAGGCGACUCAACUUGGUCUCCUGCAACCAUGAGAACCCAUCAACCCCUUCAAUUGAACUGCCUGCUCUAUCUCUUCCCCUGGUUCACUCGCCAACUGGGUCAACUUUAAAAUCCCAUUUUCCCCAACAGGUCGCAAAUGGAUCUCCUGUGCAACAAAAGGCAGUUAAUCUUGGGACUUUUAUAGUACUGUCAUCUGUCAUCAUAUUUUUAAUCCACCCAGUUUUUGCUUCACCAGCUUUUGCAACCUUCCAAACUGCUGCCAAGACUCGGGGGCCUGCUGGUGCUGGUGCUGCUGCAGUAGGGGCAAAACUUUUGCAUACUGAAUUAUUAAGUAGUGCUUGGACUGGUUUCUUUGCUGGUUGCUUACAUACACUGUCAGGACCAGACCAUCUUGCUGCUUUGGCACCACUAUCAAUUGGUCGUUCUUGGGUGGAAAGUGCUGUUGUUGGAGCUCUUUGGGGCUGUGGCCAUGAUGCUGGUCAGGUUAUAUUUGGCUUGCUGUUUCUAUUGCUUAAGGAUCGUCUCCACAUUGAGAUUAUCAGAACUUGGGGCACAAGAGUAGUUGGUUUUACACUACUUGUUAUUGGUGCUAUGGGAAUCAGGGAAGCUUCAGAGGUCUCAACCCCAUGUGUUGCCCUUGAAAAUGGUGAAUGUGAUGUUACUGUUUAUGAAUCACUAGAAAUCCCAACGCUGGGGAAAAAGAAAAUAGGUUUUGCUACUUUUGCCACUGGUAUUGUUCAUGGGUUGCAACCAGAUGCAUUGAUGAUGGUCUUGCCUGCACUUGCAUUGCCUUCACGAUUGGCUGGUGCUGCAUUUCUCAUCAUGUUCCUAUUAGGGACUGUUGUUGCCAUGGGAAGCUACACUGUAUUUAUAGGCUCAUGUAGUCAGGCAUUAAAGGAUAAAGUACCGAGAAUUACUGAAAAACUCACUUGGAUUUCUUCUCUCAUAGCAAUAGCUCUUGGCCUGGCCAUUAUUAUUAGUCAGUUUUUUGGAUUUAGCUUGUAUUAGUCCAUCUAAAACAGGCACCGUGAUUCAUAUUAGCCAGCUACCAUUUAAGUGUUAGAGAAAGAUCUUUAGGAAGGAAUAGUCAAUUUAUUUUCAGCCAAAAGAGAGAAAAAUCUGCUUAGCUUCUUAUCUCAGUGAGAAACAUCAUUUUUACUCUCUUAGUCUGCUUGAGAUUGUAAUUGUUGAUAUACAGGUGAAGCCUCUAUCUUUAAGAAGUCCUUGUAGUUGAACAAUUUGCUGUUAUUCAUACGCCUAAAGUUGAAUUAUUUGAUGCAA